AUGGGUACGAACGAAGAAGAUUUAUGGCCAGGAUACCUAAAAACGCCAUCUAUGAUUGUCGUCAGGGACCGUAAAGCAAUCGGAUCUACCGACAGCGUCUCGGAAGCGAAGAUCGUCCGUGAUGGGAUAUCUCCUUUCGAAAUGGAGGUGGCUGAUGAUGUCAACACUGCUGAGUUGGCAUCGGACGAAACGAGCCCGUACUACGCCGUCGAUCUGUACAUGGAUGUUCAUCUGCACGCACUUCACGAAUUCACCGGCGAGGAUUUGCUGACCUUCUUCGAUGAGCACGAAGCUGUUGGAGACGACGCUAUGGAAGUUGAUAAGAUACCUGCCAAUGAACACGAAUCUUUGCCACAAUAUAUUGAAGCUUGGAUGGAUAGGAUUAGAGACUAUUGCCUUAAAAACGCGACUGCCGGCACGGAUAGUUGGGUGAAAAUGUUGAAGGAACGAGGCUACCCGAUCAGCAAGUCCAUCCUGCAGAAUAUGCUCCAGAGAGGGACCAGUGGUAACCGUCGACGAAUGAUGCCUCUGCAUCUCCGUGAACAACAUUUGCAAGGUGUAAUCUCCUGGCUCAAUGAGCGUGAAGAA
Molecule: messenger RNA, 588 nt
Organism: Mesorhabditis spiculigera
Lineage: Eukaryota; Metazoa; Nematoda; Chromadorea; Rhabditida; Rhabditidae
Source: the annotation of a GenBank genome assembly